Messenger RNA from Pediculus humanus corporis (human body louse), 1251 nucleotides. RefSeq names its product Something about silencing protein, putative. NCBI's taxonomy places the organism in Eukaryota, Metazoa, Arthropoda, Insecta, Psocodea, Pediculidae. The transcript is spliced from 6 exons. Bases 1 to 1251 code for a protein of 416 amino acids. The record is from RefSeq and is a predicted model, not a curated record. Gene Ontology annotation, cellular component: small-subunit processome; nucleolus. Gene Ontology annotation, biological process: maturation of SSU-rRNA from tricistronic rRNA transcript (SSU-rRNA, 5.8S rRNA, LSU-rRNA).
AUGGAAUCAGACGAAUAUAACGUGACAGAUUCGGAAGAUGAUUAUUCGGAAGAAGAAAAAGUUUUGUUGGAAAAAGCUCGGGAUUCGAUGAGAGAAAAAGAUAUUUCAACCGAUGAAGAAGUUUAUGGAUUUGAUGGGUCUGACAGUGAAGAUGAAAAUGAUAAACUUAGUGAUAUCGAUAUGGGAAGUGACAUUGAAGAAGAGGAAAAAUUACCUGAUGAAAGAGCAUGGGGAAAAAAGAAAAAAAGCUUUUAUAGUACAGAUUUUGUUGAUCAGGACUAUGAUGGUAUAUAUCAGGGACAAGAAGCAGAAAUAGCAGAAUUGGAAGAACAAGAAGCUAAAAAUAUACAAAAACGUCUCACUGAACAAUUAAACGAAGCAGAUUUUUCAAUCAGCGAAUUAGUUAAUCUAGCAGAAGCAUCUGAAAGUGCAUCGAAAGAAAUCAUUCAGACGGAUUUGUCGAAAUUAUCCAAAAGGGAAAAAUUAGACCUUGUGAAAAAAGAAUCGCCAGAGUUUUUUGCACUCAUUCAAGACUACAAGGAAAAAUUAGAAGAAGCGCAAAAUUUUAUGCCUGUUAUUAAUUAUUUUAAAAAUAAAAUGAAAAAAUCAUUUCCAGCAUUAGAAUUUCUACAAACUAAAUUAACAAUCAUUUUAAAUUAUUGCACAAACAUAAGUUUUUAUUUAUAUUUAAAAGCUAAAAGGAUUCCAAUUAAAAAUCAUCCAAUAUUAAAAAGUUUAUUUAAAUAUAGACAACUUCUUCAACAAAUGAAUGAAAUCGAUAUGAAAGUAAUUAAACCGGAAUUAAAAAAUAUAUUAAAAUUAAUCGAAUCAGGGAAAGAAAUUGAAAUCGAUGAAGAAAUCAUAUCACAUAAACCAAUAUUAAAAUUAUUAACGAAAAAACAAAAACAACAACAAUUGGAUAAAUCAAAUAUGGAAUUAACGGAUGAGGAAGAUUUUGAUGAAAAUGAUAGGGAAUCCAUUGAUGAGGAAGAAUCCGAAGAGCGAGACGACAAUCAAGAAAACCUGAACGAAAAAAGAGCAAUAACGUACGAAAUGGCUAAAAAUAAAGGUUUAACACCGAAAAGGAAAAAAGAAUUGAGAAAUCCAAGAGUUAAAAAUAGGAGGAAAUAUGAAAAGGCUAAAAUAAGAAGAAAAGGACAGGUACGAUUGGCUAGAAAAGAAAUACCUUCUUACGGUGGAGAACUCUCGGGUAUAAAAACAUUCGUGACAAAAAGUAUAAAAUUUAAAUGA